AGCUCCAACAUCGGUGCAAGUGGGUUGUUAUCAGUGACUAGUUCAAAUUGGGUGGUUCGUGGCAUCAGCUGUGCUUAAUUUGAGGGAAAAUGUCGCAAAACUUUUUCAAAUCCACUCGGAAGAUUAUUGGUGCUGGCGUAAAUUACAAAGAGAUCCUACGCGCCACGAACGGCGCCAAACCGGAGAACCCUGUGAUAUUCUUCAAACCAAUCUCGUCACUCAUUUCGUCGAACGAUGAGGACACCAUCAAGGUCCCGAAGGUGUUUGGAGCAAUCAACUAUGAGGCCGAGCUGGGGGUGGUGAUCGGGAAGCGCUGCAAGAACGUGGCCCCGGACCAGGCGAUGAGCUAUGUGGCUGGGUAUUGUUUGGCGCUCGAUAUGACUGGGAUGGAUUUUAUUUUGGACGCGAGGCCAAAGGGAUUGCCGUGGUGUCUGGGAAAGGGGUUCGAUACUUCGACUCCGGUGAGCAGGUUGAUUCAUCCCGAGGAGCUUGAAGAUCCGACGAAUGUGCGCGUUUGGUGCAAGGUCAACGAGCAGAUGAAGCAGGACGAUUCGACGAGCAAUUUGAUUUUUUCGAUCCCGGAGCUGAUCGCCUUCUCGUCCAAGUACAUGACGCUGGAGGAGAACGACCUGAUACUGACGGGCACCCCGGCCGGGGCUGGCCCCGUCAAGCAUGGCGACGUGGUCGAGUGUGGACUUGGUGAUAUCGUACAAAUGAAAUUCCACAUCAAGGACGAAGAGUAGUCGCACUUGCGUUAUUUUUCCUGUAUUCAUGCAUUUUUUGUUUGUUGUUUUUGUAAAACUGUUAGGGACGUUUCGUUUGUAAAAUCGUGUACAAUUCACAAUUAAUAAAUCUACUCACUAAGCUA
This is a messenger RNA of Culex pipiens pallens (northern house mosquito), 868 nucleotides long. RefSeq names its product acylpyruvase FAHD1, mitochondrial. The record is from RefSeq and is a predicted model, not a curated record. The coding region runs from base 90 to 743 and encodes 217 amino acids. Gene Ontology annotation, molecular function: acetylpyruvate hydrolase activity. NCBI's taxonomy places the organism in Eukaryota, Metazoa, Arthropoda, Insecta, Diptera, Culicidae. Gene Ontology annotation, cellular component: mitochondrion. The transcript has 4 exons.